Molecule: messenger RNA, 3190 nt
Organism: Pomacea canaliculata
Lineage: Eukaryota; Metazoa; Mollusca; Gastropoda; Architaenioglossa; Ampullariidae
Product: dephospho-CoA kinase domain-containing protein-like
Exons: 4
Coding region: 32-718 (228 amino acids)
Biological process (GO): coenzyme A biosynthetic process
Molecular function (GO): dephospho-CoA kinase activity; ATP binding
Source: RefSeq, a predicted model, not a curated record
AUCCGUUCUUUGAAGAAGAUAAAGAUUGGAAAUGUUUUUGGUUGGUUUGACGGGCGGGAUCGCCACAGGCAAAAGCACAGCAUCCAAUAUGUUCCGUAGACUGGGAGCUUACGUUAUCGAGGCAGAUCAGGUCUCCAGAGAUGUUGUCAAGCCUGGAUUACCAGCUUGGUGUAAAAUCCGUGAGGAGUUUGGGGGUGAUGUUUUUUUAGAGGAUGGCCAACUCAACAGAGAGGAGAUGGGGAGAAUCAUCUUUUCUGAUAGCACCAGGCGAAAGCAGCUUAAUGCAAUAACCCAUCCUGAGAUCCGUAAAGCUAUCCUUUGGCAGCUCCUAAUUUGCUUUUUAAAAGGUUAUCAGUUUGUCAUCUUGGAUAUUCCAUUAUUGUUUGAGACCAGAAGCAUGCUUUCCCUCCUAAGCUUUAUCAUUGUGAUAUCUUGCACAGAAAGGCAGCAGCUACAAAGACUGAUGGCUAGAAAUGGAUUUUCUAAAGAAGAAGCGGAAAGCAGGAUCAAGUCACAAAUGCCAUUGACUGAAAAGUGCCGCAUGGCCAAUUAUGUUGUUGACAACAGUGGAACGGAGGAAAUGACAGAGAAGCAAAUUGUGGAUUUAUUUCGCAAGUUUAACAGAUCUAAGCUGCACUGGCCUAUCCGCAUUUUAGGGUGGACAGUUAUUGCUUUUUUUGUAUGGAUCAUUGCAAAACUUGUCAACUUGUUUUUAUAGAGCCGCUUUUGGUUCAUCUUCAGGUUAUGCAGUCUAAAUUAUACUAUUGUGAAAAGUCAUGUAAUUUCUUUCUUUCAAAGACCUUAGAUUGCUGAUGUAAUUACUGGCUGAUUCAAUUUUCAAUGUUUUUCAAAUUAUGUGAUGUAUGGAAGUAAGUAGUUUUAUAUGUUAAUUUACUUCUUUAAUUUUUAUGGCCCAAAACAGAGAUUCUGAAUGACUCUGUUACAAGUGUAACAAGUUUUUUUCCUGGUUUUCUUUUGAAAGAAAACAGUGAUAAUGAGCCUGUGGUGAUUAUGAAGGUUCCUACUGGUUCCACAUACUCUUAUGAGCUUUAAUUGACUCAUAAAAAGAGGGGAGUGAGAACGUUUGAUCUUAACUACUUUCAUGAAGAUCUUUGACUAACAUUGUAUGCCUAAAAUAUUUCAGUUUCACUAUUUAUAUGGUGCUGUUUGCAUACUAUAUUAAAACUGCAGAAUUUUUAGAUUUGUAGAUAAAUAUUUCUCAUAUAUAUAAAUGCAUCUGUGUUUUUAUAUUUAGUUAAGGCUUAUUGCAUACCGACCUAACAUGUGACUUAUGCAAAACCACAUUUGAUAGUAACUUUGUGCCUUCCCUAUAAGUAUUUUUUUCUCAUUCAGUUCUUACUCCUCUUUUAGUUUCCUUUAUUGGGAAGUACCAAGCAGACUUUUGUGCUUAAUUGAUCAAUAAUUUCCGAGCUGUCAACAAUCCAUUGUCAGAUGCUCAUCAGGAUAUAGUAUGUUCAGAUAUUUUUCUAUUGUGCGGAUGUUGUAUGCUCAAACCUGGGCAGGUUUAGCACACACACAACUGAUCUGGUCUUUUUGGGGUUUAUUGUUUCCUUGGGAAGAUUUUUUAUUUGUUUAUAUACUUUAGUAUUUCACUUGUGAAAAUGUAUGUAUUCAUUGUGAAGAAAUUCAUUGUGAAGCAUAGAGAUUCUUCUGCAGAUUUAGAAGAAAUUCAAGUUUCCUUCAUAGGGGGACCUUUGCUUUAAAAAAAUCCUUUGGGUAAGGAAAGAAUGGAUAUUGCUUGUUAUGGAAAGUGUUUGUUUAGAAAGCCUCCAGUCUUUGUUGCUGUAGCCUUUCAUAUGGUUUGCUGUUGGAUUUUAUUCAGAUUUUUUUUGUCAGAGAAUGAAAUUGUCCAUGAAAUCAUUUAUCAGAAAAUAUAAUGAGACACAACUAGCAGGGUUUUUGUUGGCUAAACUGUUUGAAUUACUUCCCUGGAACUAUGAAGACUGGCAAAACUGAAAAGUAUGCAGCACUCUUUCUUUGAGCUGCAAACAACAUGAAGUUUUAUUUAUGUAGCUGGACCUAACAGGUUUACAAAUUUCCAUACACUGUUUUUUGUUACUGACCAAUAUGACAAUUGCCAUGUUAGUGAUUCACAGAAGAUGUAUGGAGAGAAAGAUUCAAAGCGCUUUUGACACUAUAGACAGGUACUCAAUCAUGUACUGCAGCACAUGAAACUAAGUAAAACAACUCGCACUGUUUCCAGCAGUCAGUGCUACUAAAAUUGGUGUUUAAGGUUGCACUGUUAACUUUCCAGAUAUUCUUCAUCUGAAGCUUGGGUUUACAAUUUUCCAAAUGUUAUGUAAGCAAACAAGCAAAAACAUAAUUUCUUGCAUUUGGAAAGGGUGCAAUGGAUUUUUCUACUGUGGUCUUGAGCACAACACAGAUGUACACUAAUGAUGUGCUUACUGAAGGGGACUUCAGGGGUUACCUCUUGAUGCUAUUUAUAGACGUGAUGCAAAGCAGAAGAAAUGAUCAAACAUUAAACCCUGACCAUGGUAAAUAAGUUGGUACAUUAUAGAGAAUAUGGGAAAUCUUCAUGUUAUGAUGUGAAAGUUAAAACUUUGGAAGAAAUUAUCAUUUUGACUUUGUUGAGAAUUUUGUUGAUGUAAAUUUCUUCUUUAUUUUUUUUUUUAAUUUACUUGAAACAAAAGCAACCCACUGUUCACUCAAGAGUCAAAUAAUCAGUGCUUGAUGUAAUCUGUACAGCACAACUGGAGACAUUCUUCAUUUUAUUUUAACUGCAUGCUUUUUUUUAUUUUUAACUAUGCUUUUGCUUUGCUUUUAUUCUUCUUGUUUGAAGUACCCAUUUUGUUUGGAUGAUAUAAACCUUGGAUUGUUAUUGCAGAUACUUGAAAUGCAUUGAUGAUACAAGCUUACUUCCAACGAUAUUUCUUCUUUUUUGAUCCCAAAGUUUCAGCCACAUUUCUCAUUUAAUUUCCAUUUUAUUUAGAAUUACCUGCAGUGUUGUCUGCAUGUGGAUGAGCAGUUCUGCGUGCAAGCACAUUAAGUCUACCUUCUUGGCUUUAAAGCAAAUUGAAUUCAGGGCUGGCUUUUAAGAUUGUUGGCCUGGUGUUCCAAUGAUGUAAACAUGUAAUUAUCUUGAAGUUUGAAAAUGAUAAACGUUGUCACCAAGUAGUAUAUAGAUCAGUAAUUCUCGAGAGUUUUUUUU